GAAUACAGCUAAUCUAGCAGCCUGAAAAAUUAUCCUGUUUUCUGUCACAUGCCAGAACCCAAGAAAGGCAUCUCCAACAUGCACCUGGAUGAGAGAUGCUCAUAAUCCUCGCACCAGAGCUGGGCUGGGUGUGGACUGUCAACCUCUCCUUAAGAGGACGCAAGAGCCUACCCAACUUUUCCAGCCUGUCCCUUCUGAAUUCUUAGCCUGGGGAGGCCGAGAGCUAAACAACCGCAAAAGUUCUCGCCCCGCGCCGGCCCGCUACGUGACCACGUGCACUCCGCAGGGCCUCGCUUGGGACCGGAACAGGUGCAGGUGGGAUUCCCAUCAAAGAUUCCUCUCCGCACCCAGAAAAACAACUCCCGGGGCCGCGUGGAGUCGGGGCGGGGCGCUGCUGGGCCUAGAAAACCGGCCGGGGUCGGCGCCGGGCAGAGGCCGGGCUAUGGCGGACGCGUUGACCGAGCGCACGGCGCUGCUGUUGGCCGACUACCUGGAGUACUGCGCCCGGGAGCCGGGCACCGCCGGGCGGCCGCCGUCCACACCCGAGGCCUCCGUGCUGCGCUCCGUGGCCGCCCAGGUACAGCAGCGCAACCACCAGUUCCUGUCCCAGUACCGCGACUACCGCGGCAACCGCGUCGAGCUGGUGGCGCAAACGGCCCGGGAGUUGGCAGAGGACCGCGGCGUCCUCAGCUGGGGCCGCGUGGUGGCGCUCGUGACCUUCGCGGGGACGCUGCUGGAGAGAACGCCGCGGGGCACCGACGGGUGUCCGAAGCCGGGCCCGAGGCGGGAGGCCGACGUUGACCCGGACUGCCGGUCCAUGGUGGCCCUGCUGUGCGGUUGGCUCUCCGGGCAGCACGGCGCCUGGCUGGAGGCGAGCGGCGGCUGGGAUGGCUUUUGUCGCUUCUUCACACCCAUGCUGCCAUCACCUUGGAGACGAGGACUGGCCCAGGUUCUUCUGUCAGGCUUUAUGGCAGCCAUGUUAGUCUACUUCUGGAAGAAAUCAUUACCAUGUGGUUCUACUAGUGUGGACUCCUCCACACCUUACCCCACCCCAGAACAAGGCCCAGACCUGGCCUAAUGGAGCCCAUUCCUAUGUGAAGUUAACAAGACUCAAUUCCAGGAUUUCUGUGGACACCAAUCGGGUGAGCAUCUCUCUGUUGGGAUAUCUUCACUGCAUGGAGAGAGGCUGCCUGAAAGAGAAGACCUCACAGAAGGACAGAGGGCAGAGAUCUAGGGCAGGAUGGAGUGUGGAGAAACAGUUCUGAUGACUCACAAUUUGGCUGAGCCUAAAACUACUUGGGACUCAAUAGCUAUUUCCUUUUCUGCUUAAACUGUUUUUGUUUCAAGUGGAAGUUCGAACCAGAGCCUGUUUCUCUGUUACAUUUACUAUUUAUGGCUGCUGUGAAAAGAAAUUUAAUGUAGAUUCCAAAUCUGGCUAUUUUGAGCUCUUAUUAUAUCUAAUGUUUCCUUCCCAACACUUACCUCUUGCUUUUUUCUUGGCUAAUUUUCUAAGUUAGUGAAUAGUAGGGAUACUUUCAUUUCUGGACUGUAGAUGGCUGCCUUUUCUUCCAGCACUUUUGUCGCUGAGGCAUUUUAGGAGGGAGGAGCUGUGGGGCCAUUGCUCAGACUAUGAUUUAACGAAGGAUCUCUCAGGUUCUUUGCAUUAGACACACUUAUGCUCAUCCUCUGUGGUAAGAAGAAAUACCCUGAAGGUGAGUAGCGCUGCCAGUUCUGGGUGAUGAAACACUCCAGUUUCUGACUAGAAUAUCUAGCCACAAGAGGUAAAAAUAUUUUUCUUAUGUGGUAAUCUUUGUCAUUGUCUUUAGCAUGUGGAUUCUCAUUCUUCAACUAAGCAUUCUGGGAUCGUAAGAGGAAGAUGAUCAACAUGAUAGAGCAUGGAUUAAUGUGACAGUUCAAGGCGCUCUUGAGGUGCUGGGUUUGAAGUGAAUUUUCUAGUGGUACCCAUCAGCCUGUAAACCACUGGGUCCCUCACAUUUUUGCCUGAUAUCCUAACCCUUAUCUACUUGGAAGGACAAUAUACAUUUGUUACUCUCUUCUAAGUUUUUCCUGAAUUUGCAGCUUCUAGCUGGGCACUUCUAGGUAAAUGCUAUUUGCUCAGUCAUCCUUUUUUUUUCCAACUGUACUUUCCCUGCAAACUUGGAGUCCUUUUGGACCCCAUUCCUCGUCAUCUCCCUUUGCUUUUCUCAACCCACCCUGAUAUCACUUCUUUCCCGUCAUUAAUCAAACAUUCUCUGUUCUUCAAGCAGCCCUCCCUUGCCCUAGAGUCCUUUAUGACCCUAAAGCCUCCUUCCAGCUCUGACACUUCAUCCUUACCUUCCCCAAAUCCAUCUUCAAUUCUGCUACCUGGAGUAACUAGAAAAGUACUUCUUAGGGAUGUGUCCUUAUGGAAAAUUCUUUAUGUAUUCCUUAUGGCCUAAAAUGGAACCAGUCCAACUCUCCUAGACAGGCAUAGUCCUGCCAGUCUUAUCACCUGGAUUCAUUUCGACCAUCCUGUCUCUGAACCAUUUUUUUUUUAUCAUGCCAUUUCCUCAACACAACCACUCUUCCCAUUCACCAUUAUCACUUGUUGGUAUGAUUCGGUGCCCACACUAAAUCUUUCUUCAGUGAGGUCUCAAGAGAACAUUUUCCCUCAGUGCUAAGUACCCUAUGUACUCUACAGCUCUGGCUUAUAUUGCUGCCUUGUAUUUUAGUUCUUACCACUCCCAUUCCCUUCUCUCUUCUCCCUCAGAUGGGCUGUAAAUUAUUCAAAGAAACACAAAUCUGUCUUCUACUACCCGCUGCUCAUUAUCAACACAAAGCCAAGUGCAUAAGGUGUUCACAAUAUUCAAGAAUCUUCAUUAGCUUUUUAAAAAAUUGAGAUAGUGAUUUUAACAGGGCAUGGGGGAGACUUGAUAAUAUGGGUGAAUGUAGUAACCACAAUGUUUUUCAUGUGAAAACUUUAUAAGCGUGUAUAUCAAUGAUACCUUAAUAAAAAAUACUGAGGUAUAAACUUCAGGAAUACAACGAUUCCGUAUUUGUAUAUAUUGCAAAACGAUCACCACAAUAAAUCUAGUUAACAUGCAUCAGCAUACUUAGUUACCGAAUUUCUUUCUUGUUAUAACUUAAGAUUUCUUCUUAGA
Messenger RNA from Manis javanica (Malayan pangolin), 3140 nucleotides. It is a transcript of the gene BCL2L10, whose product is annotated as BCL2 like 10. Gene Ontology annotation, biological process: regulation of apoptotic process; extrinsic apoptotic signaling pathway in absence of ligand; intrinsic apoptotic signaling pathway in response to DNA damage. Gene Ontology annotation, molecular function: BH domain binding. NCBI's taxonomy places the organism in Eukaryota, Metazoa, Chordata, Mammalia, Pholidota, Manidae. Gene Ontology annotation, cellular component: mitochondrial outer membrane. The record is from RefSeq and is a predicted model, not a curated record.